AUGGGUAGACCAAAGGCAUCUGAAGCUGACCCACUUCGAAAAGCCAAGCGCGGUCGACCAAGUAAACACAAGCGUGAAGAGCACGUUAUUGUUCAUACCGGCUUCGAUGGACAUGCCAAUGCACCCUGGCGUAAAACAGUGUCCAUCUUCAAACAACCAGUAACUCUUGUACACACAUCCGGACGUGACACGAAGAAAGGAACUGAACAGCAGCUGAAACGGGGACUCACAGGUUCACGUUCUCAAGAGAAACCCGUACCGGUAAUGUGGGCGAAAGCACUUGAGAAUGUUCAAGCCUUGAUUCCCACUGCUGUUGCGGACAAGGUGGAUGUUAACAAAACGGAGUAUCUCACUGAGAGUCUUCAUCUUGCCGGCCGUCUCGAAAGAGCAAGUAGCAUUCUGAGUGAGCAAGCAGCGGCGGCUACUCUUUUCACCAGCAUCCACAAUCCAAAUCAGUCUGGGGCUUUUGGCCAAACAGCAGAUAAGGAGAAAUUAGAAAGUAAUUUGAUGCUCAACGUCAAUCCGGAUCAACCUAUACUCCGACCAAUCACGGUGCAACCAGAAGACAUCACAGCUCAGGAAAGACGUGUCCUUGAUGCGCGGAAGCGACUCCAGGAAGUGAUAAAACAUUUUGGAUGA
Messenger RNA from Haemonchus placei, 639 nucleotides. NCBI's taxonomy places the organism in Eukaryota, Metazoa, Nematoda, Chromadorea, Rhabditida, Trichostrongylidae. The record is from the annotation of a GenBank genome assembly.